Nasonia vitripennis (jewel wasp) is the source of this 459-nucleotide messenger RNA. RefSeq names its product proline-rich nuclear receptor coactivator 2. Gene Ontology annotation, cellular component: nucleus. The transcript has 2 exons. NCBI's taxonomy places the organism in Eukaryota, Metazoa, Arthropoda, Insecta, Hymenoptera, Pteromalidae. The coding region runs from base 1 to 459 and encodes 152 amino acids. The record is from RefSeq and is a predicted model, not a curated record.
AUGACGAACUCGACGCCCAAGAACAACGACAAGAUCGAGAGGCAGGGCUCGCCCAGCAGUCAGGGCAAGCAGCGGCGUAGCUCCAACUACGUGAAGACCGUUACCUACUUCUCCAGCGGCAACAACAACGCUGCUGGAGCAGGUAGCGUUGCCGUCAACGGCAACAACGCUAGUGGACGCAACAGCAGGGCCUCCAACAGUAGCAGAAGACAAAGCUGCAGCCCACCGUGCACCUCUGCCAAAAACAUUCCCCGUAGCUCGCCCAUGCGCUAUGAUAGCCCGAGGGGCAGCCCAACCAACAAUUUCUACGCCGGGGCCAAAUUCUCGGAGCCACCAUCCCCUGCUAGCUUGCCCAAGCCGCCCAACCACUGGACCGGCUUGAUAGUGAGCUGCGGCAGCGAGACUGGUCCCUCCCACAUCUCGCAGCACUUCAACAUGUUCUUGAACAUCCAGGCUUGA